AUGUAUUUUAAAAUAUACAAAUUAAAGAACAAUAUAAUUAAGCAAUUCGAAGAAUUUGGUAUGUUCAUAACAAAAAUAUUAGAUGAGAUUCCGGAAACGCCGUUAACCAUAACGGACAAAUUUAAACAAACUGUUCUUAGAAAAACCAAAAAAUCAGAAUUGAUAGAAAAAGUUUUCGGAGAUAUGACUGAGAAUACCUGCGAACUAGUCAAGACUGCUAACAAUAUGCUCUCAGAACUCAUAAUCAAUAUUUAA
Macrosiphum euphorbiae (potato aphid) is the source of this 255-nucleotide messenger RNA. The record is from the annotation of a GenBank genome assembly. NCBI's taxonomy places the organism in Eukaryota, Metazoa, Arthropoda, Insecta, Hemiptera, Aphididae.